This is a messenger RNA of Myotis brandtii (Brandt's bat), 857 nucleotides long. It is a transcript of the gene RWDD1, whose product is annotated as RWD domain containing 1. Gene Ontology annotation, biological process: cytoplasmic translation. The record is from RefSeq and is a predicted model, not a curated record. The coding region runs from base 241 to 684 and encodes 147 amino acids. The transcript has 6 exons. Lineage: Eukaryota; Metazoa; Chordata; Mammalia; Chiroptera; Vespertilionidae.
AACCUCUAUGUAUAUUUUCUUGCAGUAUUAUCAGAAAACCCUCCUAGUUUCACCAUUACUGUGACAUCCGAGGCUGGAGAAAAUGAUGAAACUGUCCAGACUACCCUCAAGUUUACAUACAGUGAGAAAUACCCAGAUGAAGCCCCCCUUUAUGAAAUAUUCUCCCAGGAAAAUCUAGAAGAUAAUGAUGUCACAAGCAUCUUAAAAUUAUUAGCAUUACAGGCAGAAGAAAACCUUGGUAUGGUGAUGAUCUUUACUUUGGUAACAGCUGUCCAAGAAAAAUUAAAUGAAAUAGUGGAUCAAAUAAAAACUAGAAGAGAAGAAGAAAAAAAACAAAAAGAAAAAGAAGCAGAAGAAGCCGAAAAGCAAUUAUUUCAUGGCACUCCUGUUACAAUUGAGAAUUUCUUAAGUUGGAAAGCCAAGUUUGAUGCAGAACUCUUGGAAAUUAAAAAGAAACGAAUGAAAGAAGAAGAACAAGCAGGAAAAAAUAAAUUAAGUGGGAAACAGCUAUUUGAAACAGAUCAUAAUCUUGAUACAUCUGAUAUCCAGUUCUUGGAGGAUGCUGGAAACAAUGUGGAGGUAGAUGAGUCUUUGUUCCAGGAAAUGGAUGACUUGGAGCUGGAGGAUGACGAGGAUGAUCCAGACUACAAUCCUGCUGACCCAGAGAGCGACUUGACCGAUUGAUGGACCAUCCCCGUCUGCCAAGGCUUGACUGCCACAGCAUCUGUGGUUAUGCCAAGAGGGUGUUGAUUUUCCUUCCUUUUUUUCUAAGAAAAAAAACAAUUUUCAGGAGAAUAUUCUUCUGAAAGCUUUCAUCAAUGAACUAAUAAACUGACCUUAAAAUUUCAAAUAUAAAA